Molecule: messenger RNA, 3408 nt
Organism: Thermochaetoides thermophila DSM 1495
Lineage: Eukaryota; Fungi; Ascomycota; Sordariomycetes; Sordariales; Chaetomiaceae
Exons: 3
Coding region: 1-3408 (1135 amino acids)
Biological process (GO): establishment of cell polarity
Cellular component (GO): cytoplasm; cell tip
Molecular function (GO): cytoskeletal regulatory protein binding
Source: RefSeq, a predicted model, not a curated record
AUGAACGCCUCGCGCCCCUCGCAGCGUCGCUCGCCGGGCGCUGCUGAUCCAGGCCCUCCCCCGGCUGUCCCUCCACGAUCCAUCUCCCCCGCCGUGGGCAUGGGAGUCGGCACGAACCGCCCCGUGGCCCCUCGUUCAUCCACAUCGUCUCGCCAGGUUCAGCCUAGCUCCGCAGGCUCAGGGAGUGUGAGUGGACGGGAGGGGAGUGGGAACAGAGGCGAGAGCACCCGUCGUGCCAACUCAUCAGGAGGCAGCUCAGUUCCUCUAUCUCAGAUCGAAAAGAGUGUAACGCACCUGCUUGUCGCCACCAAGCAACUACUCGAAACCCUCACACAGUGGUCCCGGGGAAACGCCACCGAUACCCAGGUGUCGGAUGUUUAUGUCCGUCUCGGUUACGAAUUCAACAUGGCUUGCCGUGCUUUUACAGCGAUCAACGUGGACGUUUCUGACCUCGGAAAUGUUCCUGAACUUUUGAGGACGAUUUUGGAGGCCACCCUUAGUCAGGAAGCAAGCGUUGAGAGUCUAGAGCGGUACCUACCAAAAAUUCGGGAUAUCAUCAUCAACCUGUUGCAUGGACUCAAAAGGAAGCAGACGAAGUUGCGCCAAAGGCAGCAACGAGAACGGGAGAGCUCCCAGAGUGCCCCCGGUGCCCUCGAUGCUGGCAAUUCAAGUGCAUCACCGAACCCUCCAAUCCCUCCUGCUCGGAUAACCAGUUCGAGCACAACAGGCAGCGUCAACUCCGGCCUGACGAACAUGCUGAAUGAGGGCAUCGAAGAUGGAUAUGGCCAGCGUGAGGAGCGCACCGUGUCUUCACCGACGAGACAGCGCUACGUGCCCCAAAGAGACCAGUCGCGUGGCUCACUCGCAUCUGAGCAAUCCAGCAUGUCCAGCAACACUAUGCAGAACAUCCCGGUCAUUGCGCCUUAUCCGGGAGAGGACACGAUGCCCUCGGGACCCCCUCCUCCCCCGGCAGCCGACAUGCCUAAUCUCGACAACUUUCCACCCCCUCCUCCACCGCCGAAGGCGAGCCAACAGAGUGCUUUGGCGGCUCUCCAGAGAGGAGGUGAUCUCGAGCGGCGAGCCUCGCGGCGGUACUCUGCCUACCAAAUAUCGAAGCAUCUCGGCGCUGGGGCUCCGGGUAUUCCGAUGCUGCCGCCCCAGACGACCCCCGUACCCAACCGUGGUCGGAACGAGGUGAGAGAGUCGAUGCGCGCGAUGCAGGCGAGGGACAGCAUUCGUCAUAAGCGCAACCAAUCGAGUCAGUCCCGAAUGGUGGCACCUGAAACCUCGCCAGUCCGAGUGCCAGCUCGCGUGUCAGAGGAACCGGAGGAGCUCCCAGCCGGAAGGGCUGAAUUGCCCGGAAGCCAGGAGUUUGACGAGAAGCCAAAACUCAGCGCCACACUGACAGGACCGCCGGGUGAUGCGGUACCGACAGGCGUGGGCGUGGAGGACAACGAGCGUGAGAAGCCUGCUACGCCGACGCGGACUCAAUCCCCUGCAGUACCCCGAGUUGGGACUCCGGAGAAACCGCCAAGCACUUACUCGGGGACUCCAAGCUCUACUAAAGAGCUGACGCUUUUCCUCCAGUACAAGUCGAAGGUCAAGAAGUUUGUGCUCCCCGGGGGAUAUGAAGAGUUGUCGAUCGGUCGGCUGCAGCUUGCUUUCAUCGAGAAGUUUUCUUGGAAUACCCAGCAGAAUGGUGCCGACCUGCCUGAGAUUUAUAUUCAAGAUCCCGUAUCGGGCGUACGGCACGAGCUCGAAGAUUUGUCGGAUAUCAAAGAUCGGUCGGUGCUGGUGCUCAAUGUUGAGCCUUUGGAUGAGGUCAAAAAGCACAUUGACGAGGGCUUCGGCUCGAUUAAGAAGAUGGUAGAGGAGAUGAAGCAGCAUAUUGAAGACCAAGGUGCCGCUAUUCAGCGAGUGUCGGAAAGGCAGCAGGAGACAGCUAAGGACGUAGCCCGCCUGGCUGCGGCACCCCCGACUAUUGUGGCGGCGCCUGUUGAGUCACCCAAACAGGCUGGAUCGGUCUCCAGCAGCUCUCCUACCCGCCGACUCAACCCGAACCAGCUUCACGAGAUUCAGAGCUUACGUCGCGAUCUGGCUGUGCUGCGGCAGACAUAUUCCAACUUCCAGUCCGAGGUACAAGCUUCCAUGUCUGCUCUGCGCACCAAGGCAAAUAACGUCAAGGCUGCAGCUGCCAAGCUCUCGGUGCCUAACGUGGAAGGCGACUCGGGUCGUGCGUACGUUAUGAACGGCCGUAAACGGCUCAAUGCCGACAGCGACCGCCUGGUCAACAAGGUCGACGACUUGCAGGAUGCCGUUGAGGACCUGAGAAAGGACGUUGUCCAUCGUGGUGUCCGUCCGCUGCCACGCCAGCUCGAGGCAGUUGCGCGUGAUAUCUCGCAGCUGACUCAAGAACUCAACAAGAUGGAGGAGUUCAUGAAGCGCGAGAAGCCGAUCUGGACCAAGGUGUGGGAGAAAGAACUCGAGGAUGUGUGCCAGGGUCGCGACGAACUGCGCAUGGUCGAGGAACUUAUCAUCGAUCUCCGCGACGACCUCGAAAAGGCCUCGGAAACUUUCUCGCUUGUCGAGCAGGCCACGAGAGAGCAAAUGAAAGACGCUGGUCCCAACGGUAGUAUCGUGCCUCGCCAGGGCGCUUUUGGCAAGCCGUUGUUCAGUAACAAUGCCUUCAUUGACCCGGCCUCGGCCAAGGAAGGUGUCUUGGGUGAGGUGCGUGCGCUACAGCCGGAUCAUGCAAGCCGUCUUGAAGCCAUAGAACGUGCAGAGAAGGCGCGCCAGAAGGAGCUCGAACGCCGAAUGGAGAAUCCGCUUAAGAAGGAACUCAUUAGCUUCGUGGAAGAGGGUAGACUGAAGAAGUCGGGCGGUGUUGAAGAAGUAGAAAGGGCUCGCAAGGCGAAGGAUGAUCAGAUUAGGCGGCAGGUGUGGGAGCGAAUAAACGGUAUCAUCCCGCAGGAGGAACUGGAGUUGUUGGCGGCGGCCGAGGCAGCGGCUGCUCAACAGGAGGGAGUGGAGGAUUUUAAUGAGAUCAAUAAUGGCGUUGAUGUGAAUCACCAGAGCAGGCCUGGUACGGCUGGUGAAGGGAUAGUUGCUUCGUUGGAUUGGCUGUUCACCAACUGUCGUAACAAGUGCUUGCUACACGAUUCACCUGUCCUCAUCUAUGGCGAACUUUGCCCAUCACCCACCAGAACCCUGCCGGUCGGUGCCCUCACGGGUCUUGGCAACUGUCCCAAGCGCAGGGUCCCUGGUCACGUGGCGCCAAGCCCGACAGUAGGCGACGUCACUGAUACUGGCGGCUGUCGGGAGCCGGCAACCAGCUCCCUGAACAAAGACCGAGACAAAGACGGCUGCAGCAUCGAUCGGGUGACCCCUCUUGACCCCCGCGUUUUCUAA